UAUAACAUUUUGUAUUAAAAAUUUUUUAUUCCAUAAAUUCCUAAAAUGAUUGAAGAUCAGCGUAAACGUAUUGAAAAAGCUGUUACCGACAUGAUACACGACAUGUACAAGAGCCACUUGAGAAAAAUGCAAUCCAAUAUGCAUUUAUGUGCAGUCAACUGUUGUGAUGAUCUCGGUCAUCGUCCCACUCUAGAAAAUGUACAAUCAUGUAUAGAAGACUGUGCUGCACCCUUGCUGAGGGCCCAAGAAUAUAUACAACAUGAAUUGGGCCUUUUUCAGUCAAAUCUUCAAAAUUGUGUAAUGCAAUGUAACGAUAAUGUUCGUAGCGAUAUACCGCUGAAUACUCACGAAUCGGAUAUUUCAAAAUAUCGUUAUCAAUAUGAACGUUGUACGAUGAAAUGUGUAGAUAAAUAUAUUGGUCUCAUACCAAGUAUGAUGCGUUCCAUUAAAACAGUUUUAGCUAACGGGCCUAACGAUAUAAAACAAGCCUGACUAUAUAAUGCAUGUUUAAUGAAUGGAUGUUUAAGAUCAUGAGAUUUAUUUUUGAAAAUUAAAAUACGUUACUUUUAUGUUGAAGGGAUAUCUAUACAAAAAUGUGAAUUUUUAGAGUGAAAACAUAAACGCCAAAAGAUUUUUGAUAAAUUCCAAAACUUCCACUUUGAAAACUAUUUAUCAUUCAUUAUAUUUGUACAAAUCCAAUGUGCAAGUUGGCAUCUAAUUGAUAAACUUAUGACAUUUUUAUAAACUACUAUAAAAAUGUUUAAUUACUUUUUUGCUGCUUUUUGAAUAAAGAAUAAUCCAGCUGCAUUGCCAUUUAAUACACACACACAAAUAUGCGUGUGAAAAAUAGUUGCAACUUUUUGCUAAUUAAGUUUUAAUUAGUCUUAAUGCUUAAACAAAAACAUUAAAAUGACAACUUUUAAUAAUUAUCCUAUA
Lucilia sericata (common green bottle fly) is the source of this 936-nucleotide messenger RNA. Its product is annotated as protein FAM136A-like. Gene Ontology annotation, cellular component: cytoplasm. NCBI's taxonomy places the organism in Eukaryota, Metazoa, Arthropoda, Insecta, Diptera, Calliphoridae. The record is from RefSeq and is a predicted model, not a curated record. The transcript is spliced from 2 exons. The coding region runs from base 46 to 492 and encodes 148 amino acids.